AUGACGCGUGUUCUCAUCACUGGAUCCGCCGAUGGCCUCGGCCGUCUCGCUGCUCAGAUGCUCACCAAAGAAGGGCAUCAGGUCGUUCUACAUGCUCGUAACGAGCAGCGUGCCAAAGACGCCAUGGCUGGCGUACCUCAAGCCGAAGGCUGUGUCGUCGGCGACCUCACCAGCAUUCAAGAGACCAAGGCUUUGGCCGCCGAAAUCAACAAACUUGGCCGUUUUGAUUCCAUCAUACACAAUGCCGGCAUAGGCCCAAGUGCGUCCUCGCCAAACCACACUUCGGACGGUUAUGCCGCAACUUUUGCGGCGAACAGCCUCGCACCAUACAUCCUCACCUGCUUGAUCAACAAGCCGGCUAGGCUGGUGUACAUGAGCAGCGGCAUGCACCGCGGUGCAAGAUCCACGAUGGAUAUUGAUGAGAUCACUUGGAAGUCGAAGCGGUGGAAUGGGAAUCAGGCGUACUGUGACUCGAAACUGCACGACAUUCUCCUUGCCAAUGCUGUGGCGAAACGAUGGAGUAGUGAGGUGAGAUCGAAUAGUGUCGAUCCCGGAUGGCAGCCCACAAAGAUGGGAGGUUUUGGUGCUCCAGGAGUAUUGGAGGAAGGUGCGAAGACUCAGGUGUGGCUGGCGACAAGUGAGGAUAAGGCAGCGACCGUGACUGGGAAGUACUUUAACUUCAUGCGACAGGACAAACCGAUAGCCGCCGCGUUGGACGAUAAGUUGCAGCAAUCAUUCAUUGAAGUGUGUGAGCAACUAUCGGGCGUCACGUUGCCAUCCUGA
Molecule: messenger RNA, 783 nt
Organism: Cyphellophora europaea CBS 101466
Lineage: Eukaryota; Fungi; Ascomycota; Eurotiomycetes; Chaetothyriales; Cyphellophoraceae
Exons: 2
Coding region: 1-783 (260 amino acids)
Source: RefSeq, a predicted model, not a curated record